Purpureocillium takamizusanense is the source of this 1371-nucleotide messenger RNA. RefSeq lists its product as uncharacterized. Gene Ontology annotation, molecular function: transcription coactivator activity; protein heterodimerization activity. NCBI's taxonomy places the organism in Eukaryota, Fungi, Ascomycota, Sordariomycetes, Hypocreales, Ophiocordycipitaceae. Gene Ontology annotation, cellular component: nucleus; transcription factor TFIID complex. The record is from RefSeq and is a predicted model, not a curated record. The transcript is spliced from 2 exons. Gene Ontology annotation, biological process: RNA polymerase II preinitiation complex assembly; transcription initiation at RNA polymerase II promoter. Bases 197 to 1171 code for a protein of 324 amino acids.
CGAGCAUCAACCACCUCCACAUCGGAUCGGACAUCCACCCGGCCACGGCUUCUCUCCCUCCGCCAUCCACCCACCGCGGUUGUGCAGCUCUUUCUCCCACAGAGGGUGCACCGACAGGUCUUCCACCAGCUUCAAGCAGAGGAACGCAUCCUUCCCGACGCGCAUCUAGCGCACGACGUAUCUUGCCUCCCGCCCCAUGGCGUCGCCGCCCUACGCCUCGUCGCCGCUGGCCAUGUCGCCACCCAACCCAUCUCCCGCCCAGCUCCCCAACAAGAAACGCUCUUCGACCCUCGACGUCAACGCCCCGCCGGUCAAGCGCCGGAAGCCCUCCAACCUCUCGCAGUCUUCGGGCCCCAUUCACCCCUUGCGGCAAACGUCCUUCCCCCCCGAGGGAGGCCGGUCGCCGUAUGCGCGGUCCCCGUCAGUCGACGCCACGUCCAUCGUCAGCGGCAGUGCGGCUAGUGGCGUCACUGCCAAUGGCGCGCCCAAGAAGAAGCGCGGCCGCAAGGCCAAGAACCCUCGACCCGGCGACGAGUCGGCCGAGCAGACGCCCAGCCUCGUCGGCGGCAAGGCACCCACGACGGUCAGCGGCCAGGGCGGCGGCGGCGACAAGGACGCAGCCGACGACGACGACGAUGACGAAAACCAGGAAAUGGCCCUUGAAGAGGGCGUCGCACGGACACAGGAGCAGAAGCAGGAGGAGAUUCGGCUGCGCGCCAUGCUCGUUGAGGCUUUCGACAGCGAGCAGUACAACCGAUACGAGCUGUGGCGAGCGGCCAAGCUGUCGGACGCCGUCGUGAAAAGGGUGGUAAACGCUACGGUGUCACAAUCGGUUCCGCAAAUGGUCAGCACGGCGGUCAAGGCCGUGGCCAAGCUGUUUGCGGGAGAAAUCAUCGAGUCGGCGCGCAACGUGCAGGCCGAGUGGAUCACGGCAGGCGAAAAGCAGAGCGACCUCCCAACGCCGCCUCCGUCGGCCAAGGACGCGGCGGGCGAGGAGGAGCCAGAGGUGAAGUGCGGGCCCCUCCGGCCGGACCAUCUGCGGGAGGCGUGGAGGCGGUACAGGACGGGCGGGGAAAGCCGCGGCGUGGGCAUGCAGCAGCUGUGGCACGCGCAGCAGGGGGACGGCGUGGAGCGGUUCUCAACGCGGACCGGCAGGCGGCUCUUCAAGUGAUGCUCGCUAAUGAGGUUGACGCGGUCCAUGAAGGUUGAGGGGGGUGCUUGAACCAGAAUUGCUAUGAUACCCAGGCUCGAUCCAUCGAUAGACUCGUAGGAUGGUGGAGCGAACAUUGAUUCGAUUUGGCUGGCGUUUGUGAUGCUCCAGGUGUGCCCUCAUUGAGGAGCAUGUUUCCGUAGUCUAGGAUGAGGUCUGAC